Messenger RNA from Fomitiporia mediterranea MF3/22, 521 nucleotides. RefSeq names its product acyl carrier protein. The transcript has 5 exons. Lineage: Eukaryota; Fungi; Basidiomycota; Agaricomycetes; Hymenochaetales; Hymenochaetaceae. The record is from RefSeq and is a predicted model, not a curated record. Bases 59 to 436 code for a protein of 125 amino acids. Gene Ontology annotation, biological process: fatty acid biosynthetic process. Gene Ontology annotation, cellular component: mitochondrion. Gene Ontology annotation, molecular function: acyl carrier activity; acyl binding.
GACCUUAACACAAACUCUGACGCGCUACGCAAAACUGCAAAAACGUCGUCGGAAAAUAAUGACUUUCCUCCGUGCUGCCUUUCGUUCUAUACCGCGUGCUCGUCCAGUGAGCGCUAUCCCACGGGCUGCGCUUUUCACGCGACAAAAUCUUGCUCUGCAACGUGCUGCAUACUCGGCGGCAGCAGCUCUCUCCAGGUCAGAUAUCCAGGCGCGAAUCUUCGACGUGGUCAAGUCCUUCGAGAAGGUUGAUCCAUCCAAGGUUACCGAUUCCGCAUCGUUUGCAGGCGACCUUGGAUUGGACAGCUUAGACGCGGUGGAGGUCGUCAUGGCUGUCGAGGAGGAAUUUGGUAUUGAGAUUCCGGACGCAGAGGCUGAUGAAAUCCAAACUGUUCAACAAGCAAUUGAUUACAUCGCCAAAACUCCGGACGCGAAAUAAUUUACCGUGUUACCCAUCGCAUGUAGCUCUCUCAUGCAAUAAUGACACCCCUGCAUUGGCCAGUUCCAAAUAUGUGUGCUGUCUU